Molecule: messenger RNA, 1321 nt
Organism: Thrips palmi
Lineage: Eukaryota; Metazoa; Arthropoda; Insecta; Thysanoptera; Thripidae
Product: CRAL-TRIO domain-containing protein C3H8.02-like
Exons: 6
Coding region: 135-812 (225 amino acids)
Source: RefSeq, a predicted model, not a curated record
ACCCAAAGCCACUACAAAAGUAUUAUCUUAGAUAUGGUGCCUCCAAGAUAACAGAAGUGCUCCACUUACUCAUCUGAAACUCUAUAGUUGCUAGUUCGUCCCUGCCACUGCCAUCUACUGGUUCAAGAUACACCAUGGCUUUCUCACCGAAACCAGUUAAUGAAGAUGAUUUGAAAGCGUUGAAAGAAAGGAUGAAAUUGAUCUCUGAUGUUGACCCUCAACAGUACCACAAUGACUUUUCCCUUAAACGAUAUCUGCGUGCGUUCAAAACUGUUGAUGAUGCAUUUAUGGAAAUUUUGAAGACCAAUAAGUGGCGAGUUGAAUAUGGUCUGGCUGAAUUAACAGAGACCAGUCCUCUUGUUCAAAAGUACAUGAAAAAAAAUAUAGCCAAAGUGCUGAAGCAUCGUGACAUAAGUGGUCGCCCAGUAAUUUAUUUCUCAGCAAAAAAUCACAAUGUAAAUGAUGGAAACAUUGAUGAGCUCACAAAGUUCAUUGUGUAUUGCUUGGAAGAGGGGUGCAAAAUGUGUUGUGAAGAAGUUAUUGACAAUUUGUGUGUUGUCUUAAAUCUGAAAAAUUUUGGAUUGAGCUACACGGAUUUUCAAGUCCUCAAAAAUUUGGUCUGGCUUGGCAUGCGUUAUCCUGAACGUCUCGGAAUAUGUCUGAUGAUUAACGCCCCUGCCCUCUUUUCUGGAUUUUGGACUGUGGUCAAAGGAUGGCUAGAUGAAACUACAUCCAGCAAAGUACAAUUUAUUAAAAGUGAAGAGGAACUGUGCAAGUACUUGAUUCCUGAUAUACUUCCAACUGAUGUGUGAGAAUGCUAAAAUCAAAUUUGCCCUGGGUGAUCACAUUACCAAAUUCGCUGCAGCAACCCGUUCCCUGUAGGCAAGUAAAAUCUCUACAUAGUCGCUUUCCCUGUUCAGAACCUUUUAAACCUCGUAUUGGAGGCCAAAACAUACCCCAUCAAUCUCAAAACUAAUCAAUGUGCCCACAGUUGCAAUCAAUUAAUUAAGAAUACAUGAUGCUUCUUCGGCCUACCAUAAAAGGAUAAUCUCAGAUAAAGCCUCCGAGAUAACAGAAGUAAGUUGUUCCACUUACCCAGCCGAAACUCUAUUGCGGCUAGUUCGUCCUCGUCAGUGUCGCGCGCUGGUUCAAGGUGAGAAACAUCGACGUCGGAGCUGCCUGCUGCCUCCAGCCAAGGACUCGAUACUAAUCGUGUCUCCUAUUUGAGUCGUCAUUUUAUCACUUUGAGAGAAAGGCAGGCAGCUUAUCAAGUGUUGUGUGCUCUUUGAGAGAAAUGCAGGCAGCUUAUCAAGCACCCUGG